AGAGGGGGAAAAAAAAAUGGGUCGAGCGACAAGGUGGUUCAAGGGUUUGUUCGGAAUCAAACCCUCUUCUUGUUCCGGCUCGGUCGCCGUUUCCAACCGCCUUGACCGCUCUUCACUCGCUGGAGUGUCUCUAUGCGACAGCUACGAGACGAUACCUCCUAACAUUUCCGAGAAAGAAGCUGCGUGGCUAAGAGGCUUCUUGGCGAGAAAAGCGUUGAGAGCGUUGAGAGGAGUGGUGAAGAUACAAGCUUUAGUGAGAGGCUAUUUGGUACGGAAGCAAGCGGCGGCGACUCUCCGAAGUAUGGAGGCACUUGUUAGAGCUCAGACUACUGUUAAGUUUCAGAGAGCUCUUCGCCGUAUCGGAAACGCUACUCCGGCGAGGAAGUCCACGGAAAGAUUCUCAGGAUCUAUGGAGAACCGAAACAGCGGCGAAGAGACAGCUAAGAUAGUAGAGGUAGAUACAGGGACCCGACCCGGUCCUUAUAGAAUCCGAGGACCCGUUUUAUCCGGUUCGGAUUUUUUAGACAACCCGUUUCGACGCACGCUCUCUUCACCACUCUCGGGUCGGGUCCCACCGCGUUUAUCAAUGCCCAAACCCGAAUGGGAGGAUUGUAGCAGCAAGUUCCCGACGGCGCAGAGCACACCUCGUUUCGCCGGAGGGUCUCCGUCGAGGAGCGUAUGCUGCUCCGGCGGUGGAGCAGAGGCGGACGCAGAGGCUGAGGGGGAUCCUUACCAGUUCUGUUUCUUGUCGGGGGAUUUUCACUCGAGUUCCAUGGCGGAUACGUCGUCGUUUAGGGCGAAACUGAGGUCGCAUAGCGCGCCGAGACAGAGGCCGGAGAGUAAUGCUGCCGGCGGCGGAUGGAGGAAGAGUAUCGGGGGAAAUGGCGGUGUUCGGGUGCAGAGACCGUCGUGUUCGGGUGUCCGAGACGCUGUGGUCGGAAACAUCGAAAGGCGUCGGUUCAGUGUUCAAUACCAAUCCAAUGUUAUUGCCUACUGCGCGUGCAGGCAACAUCCUCAAUCAACCAUGAUGAAUCGGCUAUUCGGGAAACCUAAGCAGGAGACGAAUGCUCUCCAAACCUUAGACAAGCUUAACGAGACUCUUGAGAUGCUUGAGAAGAAGGAGAAAGUGCUCCUGAAGAAGGCUGGACAAGAGGUUGAGAAGGCCAAAGAAUACACCAGGGCAAAGAACAAACGCGCGGCUAUACAGUGUUUGAAGAGGAAGAGGUUAUAUGAGCAACAAGUUGAACAGCUUGGGAAUUUCCAGCUGCGUAUACAUGACCAAAUGAUUAUGUUAGAAGGCGCAAAAGCAACAACCGAAACCGUAGAUGCAUUGAGGAGUGGUGCUUCUGCAAUGAAAGCAAUGCAGAAAGCAACAAAUAUCGAUGACGUGGACAAGACCAUGGACGAGAUCAAUGAGCAGACCGAGAACAUGAAACAAAUCCAAGAAGCACUGUCGACUCCGAUCGGGGCGGCGGCUGACUUCGAUGAGGAUGAGCUCGAAGCAGAGCUUGAAGAACUAGAAGGUGCGGAGCUUGAAGAGCAACUUCUUCAGCCGACAACAACCGCUCCAUUGCCUUCAGUUCCCGGCCAGGGCGUCAAACCGCCCGUCCUCAGAAGCGGACCGCUGAGGAAGAAGAACUCGCUGCAUUACAGGCUGAGAUGGCCCUCUAAGGUUAUUACACCUCCUUGAGCAGAUCUGUAUGCAUUGAUAAACAAGAACAGACGAUGUAUAUAAGGAUCCAAGUCAAAUUAAAGCGGAGGGAAACUUCAAUAAUCCUCGUCGUGAAUGCUAUCAACAUUUGAGUGUUCUUCACACAUUCUGUCUAUUGUAAUUUUUCUAUCUUCUGUGGCACUUUUCUUUUGGUAAUCUGCUCGGCUACCACUUAGUAACUUAAAAUAUUUUUCUAUCUUCACUUUCUCGCCUUCUGAAAAUGUAUCCACGUCGUAUCUGCUCUUAAAAACCAUCGUGCCGUUUGGAAAUAUUAAAACAAAACUACGUGCCGUUUCAAAUUCAAUUUAAAU
Messenger RNA from Thlaspi arvense, 2022 nucleotides. The record is from the annotation of a GenBank genome assembly. Lineage: Eukaryota; Viridiplantae; Streptophyta; Magnoliopsida; Brassicales; Brassicaceae.